Messenger RNA from Trichoderma virens Gv29-8, 3825 nucleotides. RefSeq lists its product as uncharacterized. Lineage: Eukaryota; Fungi; Ascomycota; Sordariomycetes; Hypocreales; Hypocreaceae. The record is from RefSeq and is a predicted model, not a curated record. Gene Ontology annotation, biological process: transmembrane transport. The coding region runs from base 1 to 3825 and encodes 1274 amino acids. Gene Ontology annotation, cellular component: membrane. Gene Ontology annotation, molecular function: ATP binding; ABC-type transporter activity; ATP hydrolysis activity. The transcript has 7 exons.
AUGGCGACCCAAGGCCAGGCGCCUAAGAGAGACGACUUGGAUCGUCAAUGUUCUACGCCUGGCGACAGUGUCGUUACAGAUCCGCUGCUUUAUAGCAUCUCCCCCGUCCAGCUGUGGAUCAAUCGAUUGGUAUCCCGAGUAUGCAAGGCAAAAACUCUGGAGGAUGGCUGGCUUCCCGUCUUCUCUUGUGCUUCGGCUCAUUUACGCGCUGUAGCCGCGCCGCUGUAUGCGAAGCAUACAGCAUCGGCACUGAGCUUCUUGAUGCAAAAGGAAACAGGAGGCAUGCUCUUCUGCGGAGCCAUUUUGGAGGCGUUAUCUGCGGCGGCUACUAUAGGCUCGCCUCUACUGCUUCAUAAGCUCCUAGAGAAGCCUCAUGAUGCGCCGAUCGCCUGGGGUCUAGUAGUUGUGACAUUAGCUGCCACAGUAUUUGGUCGCGCAAAAGAUCAAUUGUGCAGAGUUCAUUAUGCAUGGAUGGAACUGAUGCUGCGUGCCGCCAUUUUCGAGAAGAGCAUCAAGUUAUGCCCUGAAGCCCGCGUUGAGUAUCCCCCUGAACGCAUCAUUAACAUGAGCUCUGUCGAUGCGGACAACCUGGCAAGCUAUAUGCUAAAGGUUCAUGACUUAUGGAGUGCACCAUUGCAAAUUGUUGGCAUUGGGGCACUCACCGUUACCAUCAUGGGGCCAACCGCACUCUUUGGAUUUGCACUUGUGCUGGUUGUAUUUAUAUCUCAGUCUUGGGCCAACAAAGGCAUGCGAAAUGCUCAGAGGGCUUAUAUCAUGACCAAUGACGGGCGUCUGGGUGCUUUGCGAGAACUUCUUUACGGCAUCGGCAGUGUCAAGGCUCUUGGCUAUGAAAUGGUAUUUAGGCAACGAAUUAGCCAGUUUCGGGCCAAUCAGGCUGGAGCGCUGCGGAACUAUCUCAUUCUUUGCUUCGGGUACUUCACAGCUGUUAACCAAGCUGUGAGUGGCUUUGCUGCUGGCGUGGCAUUUCUGGCCUACUACCUCAUGGGCCAUCAACUAACGGCAGCAGUCGUAUUCCCUGCAUUGACGUAUUUCGGAAUGCUGUAUCAACCCGUGUCUAACGCCUCUUUAGCCAUUACGAGACAGUUCGCCACUUGGCCAAGCUUUAGCAGGGUACAUGCAUUCUUGAAGGCAGACGAAUUGGAGUUGACUGAGGAUACAAAUAGUCAACAGGGGGCGUUGAUUAGCUUCAGAGAGGCCUCCUUCUCGCAUCCAGUUUCUGAUCCCAACUCCUCAUCAGGCAGCGCUGGUCUCGAAGUGGGAAACCUCGAUAUCCCUUCUCGCAAACUCACUAUCGUUGUAGGUCCCACCGGAUCUGGAAAGUCAACCUUUCUGCGGUCUAUUCUUGGAGAUAUGACGAAGACGUCGGGAUCAUGUAACGUUCAUGGAUCUGUGUCCUACUCUGCCCAAGACGCCUGGGUUUUCUCUGGCACUUUGCAGGAAAAUAUCGUGUUUGCGGCCCCCUUUGACGCGGCUCGCUAUCAUACCAUUAUGAGCGCAUGUGAUUUGUAUCAAGAUUUCCCAAGGGACAGUACAUCUAUUGGCGAGUCGGGAAACAACCUCAGUGGCGGUCAACGUGCGCGGAUCGCAUUAGCAAGAGCCCUCUAUUCGGAAUCCGACAUAUUGCUCCUUGAUGAUCCAUUUGCCGCUGUCGAUGCUAAAACACGAGCAUUGCUAUUCGAUACUAUCCGAGCCCUAGAGAAAACCGUCGUCCUGGUAACUUUACAUCAAUCCUUUAUUCCUAGAUGCGACAAUGUUGUCGUUAUUGAAAGUAACAAGAUUACUUGGGCUGGCACCAGCAGUGCAUUUACAGCUACAGCCGAACUUUGGGAGAAAUAUCUUCGAGCCGCUGAUACAUCCGAUAGCGAGUCCGAGUCUAUUGACCAAAGCGAGGACAACCGUGAUGCUGACGAUAAACUGCCGUCUGAAAUAGUAUUGGCCAGCGUGGGCGAGUUGUCUUCUACAGAGGAGGACGUCUUUGAAGAAGAAGAUCGAGCCAAGGGUACAGUAAGUCUUGCUGCACUGAAAUUCUAUGCUGCCUGUGCUGGCGGCCUUCUCGACGUUGCAGCAAUUGGCGUAUUGGCCGGUCUCUUGACGGGCGCUAAGACAAUGUCUUCAUAUUGGUUCGUCUGGUGGAUUGAUGACGCAUUUCAUCUACAAGGAAGUCAAUAUCUUGGUGCCUUUAUAGGCUUGACUGUCUCUCCAGGUUUAAUCGCGGCCCUUCUUGGUGUUGUAUUGGUCUUUUCGAGCCUCCGUGCGAGCAGCACCAUUCACAGUACUAUUGUAGACAACGUCCUUAGCGCUCCGAUUGCCUAUUUUUCCCGUCAACCCGUCGGUCGAAUCUUGAAUAGGUUCACACAUGACGUUAUGUCGAUGGAUGUGUUCAUUAUGAACUCUGUUGACGGUAUCAUAGCUGCUGGGAGUGCACUGAUCGCGGCUAUUGCGCUUGUGGCAGCCGCUGCUCCCGUCACUUUGGCUGCCGCCAUUCCGUCUGUGUUGAUUGCAGGCUGGUAUCAGCUACGAUUUGCCGUUGCUGCCAGGGAGGUGCAACGGUCGGCUUCUAUCUUACAUUCGCCAGUACUUAGUAUCGUCAGUGAAGCACUUCGAGGUAUGAGCUCCAUUCGGGCUUUCAGAGCAGGCGACUUCAUGAGCAACAAACACGAUCGAGCGCUUGAUACUUACAUGUCGGCCGUGAUCUGUCGGAAAUCUCUUGACACCUGGGUAACUUUUCGUGCCGAACUAUCAACGGUACUGCUUCUCUUCGUUACAGCCAUGCUUGUCGUUUACACCGACCAAGACAGUAGCGUGGGCCUCUCUGGCACGCAGGCAGGCUUGGCUCUCAGUAAUGCUACAUCCAUUUCUCGCAGCAUUUACCUCUUCACCUGGGCCAUUACUGAGUUGCAGAUUGAAAUGAACUCCAUCGAACGGUUGAAGACGUAUUAUGAAGGUAUCCCGCGCGAGUCGAAUCACUCAAAUGAUGUAGCACCCAAGCCCCCAGUCGACUUCGACUCAAUAGAGUAUAAAAACGUCUCGGUUGUUUAUAGAGGACGACAAAACCCUGCUCUAGAUAGUGUCAACCUGGUGAUAUCCCGGGGCGAAAGGGUGGGCAUCAUCGGCCGAACAGGUAGUGGAAAGUCGACGCUGAUAUCUACAUUGGCACGACUUGCGGAUGUAACCAGCGGCAGCAUCAUGCUAGGUGGCGCCGAUAUCUCAGAAUUGGACCCCCAAAAGCUGAGAACGGAACUCGUGUGCACGCUGUCACAGCAGCCUCUAUUAUUUAAGGGCACCAUUCGCGAGAACUUGGACCCUACUGGCCGUCAUAGUGACGAUAAAAUUUUGGAGACACUGAAGAUAUGCCAGUUAAGUCCGUCACUAGUCGGCUCAACGGAGGAUUUAUCAAGGGAGCUCACCUCUGAGGCAUUGGAAAUUUCGGCUGGACAGCGCCAACUACUUUGCGCAGCUCGUGUGCUAUUAAUGGAGCCUCGCAUUUUGCUGAUAUGCAAAACUGACAUAACAUUGGCUGGAUUAGCUUCGGCAAACGUUGAUUUCCCUGCUGAAACAGCGCUCCAGGACGCGUUCCAAGCUUUGCCUGUCGAGACAACUGUGGUGUCUGUUGCUCAUCGUGCUGCUACCCUCGCAUGGAUGGACCGCAUCAUCACAGUGGAUGCCGGGCGGAUUGUUGAAAAUGGUACACCAGAGAACCUGCUACGCCAGCAAGAUAGCUGCUUUUAUCAAGCUGUUGCUCGAGAGGGAGAGGGAGCGAUACGGUCUGCGUUGGCUGUGGCGCGGAAGCAAAAUGGACCUUGA